Brenthis ino (lesser marbled fritillary) is the source of this 1086-nucleotide messenger RNA. The record is from the annotation of a GenBank genome assembly. NCBI's taxonomy places the organism in Eukaryota, Metazoa, Arthropoda, Insecta, Lepidoptera, Nymphalidae.
AUGAGAGUGCUUGGGUGGGUUUAUUUCGACAAUAGGGUUUUGAACGAUGUGCUGAAAAUCAAAAUGGAUUCGCCGGUGUCUUCUCAAGACAACGAUAUCGAAGUAAACGUAGUGUCUGGUGCUAGCAGCCCUGAUAUUACUUCUUCUCCGUCUAGAGACCAGAAGAGUCCUUUCUAUGAUUUAAAGAAGGAUAAAGAAGAGAAGGCCACUGGAAGUGCACCUUAUACAAGUUUUUCUAUCAGUUCUAUUCUAAACAGAUCCGAACCUAGAAGAGAGUCUAAUGUGUUGGAAGCAGCACUCGCAGCUAAUCAUUUUGGGGCAAACGAUGCGAUGCUUUCUAGGUUGGGUCUGAUCUCACAGUGGAGUGCACUAGCGGGGCGGUACGGAGGUCUCGUGCCUGCGCCGUGGUACUGGCAGAGACCCCAUGAACGGACUCCCCCUAGAGAGGAUUCAACAACCAACGAAGAUGGUUCAGCAGCAGGGUCCCCCAGGCCCCGCAGCCCGCCCCGCGCCCCUUCCCCUCCGUCGCCAUCUCGCUCAUCUCCACGUUCGCCGCGUCUUCAUCCCGCGCUGUACCCCCAACAGCCAGACGCACAAGACUCAGACCCAGACGUAGACGAAAGUGACGACUUCGACAAAGACGAGAAACGAGACCCUACCUCUAGUCUGGGAAAGAGAAAGAAAAAAACCCGAACGGUUUUCUCUCGCUCACAAGUAUUUCAGCUCGAAUCAACCUUUGACAUGAAAAGAUACCUCAGUAGCUCUGAGCGAGCUGGUCUGGCUGCCAGUCUGCACCUAACAGAGACUCAAGUGAAAAUCUGGUUCCAAAAUCGACGAAACAAAUGGAAGAGGCAAUUGGCAGCGGAAUUGGAAGCCGCGAACAUGGCGCAUGCUGCUCAAAGAUUGGUGAGAGUACCGAUUUUGUACCACGAGUCAAGGCCUACUUCGAUGCCUCACACGCCCAUGGCGAUACAUCCUCAGUUCUCAAACGAGACUGGUGUAUACUUUCCUCCUCAAGCACCACAGCAGCUACAGCCGUUGCCGGCCUCCCCAGUCACUUCCAGAGCACCUUUAUCUAGUCUAGUG